AUGUGUGCAGAAAAUCUCGACGACUUAAGUCAUGGUAUAGAAUGGGCGAAGGCCUCAGUGCAGGCUGGAGGGGGAGAACGAGCUGGUGCUCUUCUGGCUAAGCUGCUUAAAGAAAAUGGCGAUGAAGAAGAUGCCUUAGCGGUCUACGAUGACGUAUUAGCGUUAAACGCUUGCGGAGCUGAUACGCUCGCUGCAGCCGGAGCAUUGCGACUACGUUGUGGGGACCCACGACGAGCGUUUCAAUUGCUUGGUGAAGCACUAUCUCAACAGCCAACGCAGCACGCAGCCGCUCUUGCAUUGGCUGCUAUGAUGUUGCAACAUAAGGAUGUCGAUGCGUCCUUAGCAAGAUUAAAAGCUGCCUUAACUGCUCAUCCUACAUGUGUGGCAGCUCACACCGAUCUGGGACUAGCGUUGUUGUCCAAAAAGAAAUAUGUUGCGGCAUUAACGUGCCUUCAACGGGCUGUGUGGGCAGCUCCACUUAGUGCUCGAGCUGCUCACGAUCUUGGACUAGUGCUUCUUAUAUGCAAGCGACCAGCGUCGGCAUUUAAUAGACUUGCUGCUGCUGCUGCUUUGCAACCAUCACAGCCAUACACUGUACUCCUUAUUGCUAUAGCGUUAGAGCGUCUUGAAGAUCCAAGAGCAGAUGCUGCCUACGCCAAGGCAGUAUCCCUUGACCCUGAAGAUGCGCUCAUUCGGUUAAAUAACGCUGCAAGACACGCUCGAGCGGGUCGAUGUACUGAAGCUGCCCAAGAAGCUGUUUUAACGGCUCAAUUAUUAAGACGAGAAAAUAAUCUACAGUUGGCGGCAUCCUUAGCUCUGCUGAUGUCACUGCUUCGGGAAGCAGGAGUUGAGCUUUCCACGGACGCUAUCGAAAACACUCUAAACCCCACCACUACUACCACCAGCUCUCCUGAUAACGAAGAUUUUGCGGCUGAUGAAGUUUAA
Pieris macdunnoughi is the source of this 945-nucleotide messenger RNA. NCBI's taxonomy places the organism in Eukaryota, Metazoa, Arthropoda, Insecta, Lepidoptera, Pieridae. The record is from the annotation of a GenBank genome assembly.